AUGAAGCUCCCUCGAGCUCCAUUCCGGAGUCUCGAUCCGUACACCUCCAUACCCUUCCGAACCGCAACUCGUCGACCACGAACGCCGUCCACAGCAGCAGUGACACCGCCCGCAACAACCCGCAACUUCACACUCGCCGCCUCUACUCAUCGGCAUGGCCAACAUCCCUCGGCCGGCCGCCGCUGCUAUGCCACUUCCGUCUCCGCCGCCGAGUUGAGAUUCGGCCAGCCCGUCUACGAGACGCACCCUCACAUCCUAAAACCCGGCGAGCUGACGCCCGGUAUCACGGCGCAGGAAUAUGCCGACCGCCGCGCCGCCCUCGCCGACUCCAUGACCGAAGGCAGCGUCGCCGUGCUACACGCUGCCUCCCUCCAAUACAAGUCCGGCGCUGUCUUCCACGCCUACCGCCAAGAGUCCAACUUCCUCUAUCUGACGGGCUGGCUGGAAGGCGAUGCCAUUGCCGUGGUCCAGAAGACGGGGCCGAACCUGGGCGACUACGCCUUCCACAUGUUCGUCAAGCCCAAGAACCCCCGCGAUGAGCAAUGGUCCGGCUACCGCAACGGUAUCGAGGCCGCCCGUGACGUCUUCAACGCCGACGAGGCGCACUCCAUCGACGAGGCGGAGUCGCUUCUGCCCAGGCUUCUCGAAAAGGCCAAGCUUGUCUACGCCGACUUCCAACCGUCCAAGAACAACCCGGCCAACUGGCUGUGGCGCUUCUUUUCCGGCCGCGAGUCCCGUCCCACGCGAACGCCCCUCUUCUCCGUCAUGAACAAACUUCGCGUCAUCAAAAGCCCCGCCGAGGUCGCCAACAUGCGCCUCGCGGGCCAGAUCUCCGGGCGCGCCAUCACCGACGCCAUGCGCCAGCCCUGGAAGCGCGAAAAGGAUCUACAUGCCUUCCUAGACUACCAAUUCAUCGUCAAUGGGUGCGAUGGUCCCGCGUAUAUCCCUGUUGUCGCUGGUGGCGAGCGCGCUAACUGCAUCCACUACACGGUCAACAACAGCACUUUCAAGGAGGACGAGUUCAUCCUCAUUGACGCGGGCGGCGAGUACGGCACUUACAUCACCGACAUCUCACGUACGUGGCCCGCCUCGGGCAAGUUCACGGCUGCCCAGCGCGACCUCUACGAGGCCGUCCUCAAGGUCCAGCGCACAAGCGUUUCACUGUGUCGCGCGAGCGCCCGCAUGUCUCUGGAAGACAUUCACAACAUCACUGCCCGCGGCCUCGUUGACCAGCUGCGCGCUAUUGGCUUCAAUGUCUCCAUGAGCAGCAUCGACCAGCUGUUCCCCCACCACGUCGGUCACUACAUUGGCCUCGACGUGCACGACUGCCCCGGCUACAGCCGUCGCGAGAUCCUGCGCCGUGGUCACUGCGUCACCAUCGAGCCGGGCGUCUACGUUCCCAACGAUGAGAGGUGGCCUGCCGCGUUCCGGGGCAUGGGUGUGCGCAUUGAAGACAGCGUGUGUGUCGAUGACGACUCACCAUAUGUUCUUAGCACCGAGGCUGUGAAAGAGGUCGACGAUAUUGAGGCUCUACGAUGA
Ilyonectria robusta is the source of this 1539-nucleotide messenger RNA. Its product is annotated as peptidase M24, structural domain-containing protein. Lineage: Eukaryota; Fungi; Ascomycota; Sordariomycetes; Hypocreales; Nectriaceae. The coding region runs from base 1 to 1539 and encodes 512 amino acids. Gene Ontology annotation, molecular function: metalloaminopeptidase activity; manganese ion binding. The transcript has 2 exons. The record is from RefSeq and is a predicted model, not a curated record. Gene Ontology annotation, cellular component: mitochondrion.